Molecule: messenger RNA, 2688 nt
Organism: Bacidia gigantensis
Lineage: Eukaryota; Fungi; Ascomycota; Lecanoromycetes; Lecanorales; Ramalinaceae
Exons: 2
Coding region: 1-2688 (895 amino acids)
Molecular function (GO): protein binding
Source: RefSeq, a predicted model, not a curated record
AUGGAUCCAUUCUCUGCUCUUGGAUUGGCCGGCAAUAUCAUACAAUUCAUCGACUUUGGCAGCAAAAUUGUAUCUAGUAGCUUCGACAUCUACAAAUCCGUUGAUGGAUCUUCAUCCGUGAGUAGAGAAUUAAUAUCAUUAACAGAAAGUCUAGAAGAAUCAUGCGAUAGUCUCUUGGAGCACCAAAAUUCUAUGACUAGGCAUCGAUCAAUUAAGGCCGAAAAGGAUCUCCUGGACUUGUCACGCUCCUGUAAAGAGCUGGCGGAGGAGUUUCUUGGUCGUUUACAAAGCCUAAAGGUGAAUGGCGGUAACAGAAAAUGGCAAAGCCUCCGACAAGCCGUCAAAAGUGCCUGGAAGGAAAAAGAAUCUCAAGUCUUUGCUGAGAGAUUAGAGAAAUAUCGAUCUCAGAUACUUCUUCUGCUUGUCCAAAUCCUAAGUGGCCAAACCUCAAAGACUCAACGGGCGCAGUCAAAACUUCUAUCUCAGCAGUCACAAGCUGCGGGCGCAUUAGAUCAGCUCGUUGAAAGCCAUCGUCAGCUGAAUAUCACAACAGCAAAUGAAGCGAGCCGGAUGAGGAGAGACAUUCUCAAAGAUCUAAAACAAUUGAUCACUGAAGAUAAUAGGAGGAACCUGUGCCCAUUAGCCUCGAAACUGUCGAGUCUGAUGUCAGAGGGUGAUGUGAAGCUCAAAGAGCUCAAGAUCAUCGAAAGUUUGCAGUUUUCAGCGAUUCAUGAACGAGAAGAGCGUAUAGUAGGAGCGCAUCCAGCCACCUUCGAUUGGCUUUUAGAAGAAGAGUCCUCGGAGUCUCAAGAAAGCGCAAGAGUGUCCAUGCUAGAGUGGUUGAAAACACGUAAUGGUAUUUACUGGAUCACUGGGAAACCGGGUUCUGGGAAGUCGACGCUAAUGAAGUAUGUUUAUCAACACCCAAAAGCUCUUGCGGCACUCCGGCACUGGUCAGGCGACAAGCAGCUUCUUACUGCUCAUUUCUUCUUUUGGAAUGCCGGUACAGACAUUCAGAAGUCUCAGCAGGGUCUCUUACAAACUCUACUCUACCACGUACUGAGACAAAGCCCAGAGUUAGUCUCUACCGUAUGUAUGAAACAGUGGUCGGCAUUGGAGGAGGGUCGGCCAGCCAUUCCCUGGACACGCAUAGAGCUUUUGGCUGCUUUCGAAGGCUUGAGAAUGCAAACAAUUGAAUCUGCCAAAUUCUGCUUCUUCAUCGACGGUCUGGACGAAUUUGGUGGUCAGCAUACGGAUAUCAUCAAGAAUUUUGCGUCCUCGGAGGAUGUCAAAGUCUGCAUCUCGAGCCGACCAUGGAACGUCUUCGAGCGUGCCUAUGGGACUAAUUUCGGCAUGAGGAUCAAUCUUCAUGACUUGACAAGAGAAGAUAUUACACGAUUUGUCGCUGAGACCCUCACAGAGGAUGCGCUAUUCCGAGAACUGAAGGAGAGCGACAGCCGGUACGAGGAUCUAGUCUUGGAUAUUGUGGAUCGAGCAGAAGGCGUUUUUCUUUGGGUAUUUCUUGUCGUUCGGUCUCUGCAGCGAGGGUUAACGAACUCGGACACCAUUUUUGAGCUACAAAAACGCUUGCAAAUGCUUCCAACGGAUCUGGAAGUUUUCUUCAAAAAUAUGCUUGAUUCUGUGGAGAAGUUCUAUCAUGAGCAUGCGGCUCGCAUAUAUCUCAUGUGUCUAGCAGCAUCAGGCUCUUUGACAACAAUGAGUCUUUCUUAUUUCGAUGAAGAAAAUCCCUCCUUUGGAUGUGUCAGGAACAUCAAACCUUGGUCCCCACAUCAGGUCGACCGCAGAUGCAAAGCAAGUCGGACAAGGAUACUAGCACGCUGCACAGACCUUUUACAGAUUUCCAAUGAUAACCGGGUCGAUUUCCUACAUCGGACUGUGAAUGACUUUUUACAGACGCGAGACAUGACAGUGCUAUUGAUCGAACGGGCAGGCGCUGAUUUCAAUAGCCACUACCACCUGUGUAAUGCCAUGCUUGCCCAAAUCAAAACCAUACCUACUGGUGCUACAUAUGACGGUCAAAGUUCACAUGCCGAAGACCUAACGAGUCUAAUCGACCAUCUUAUGUACCAUGCCUACCAAUUAGAAGUCGAGACAAGGUCUCCAGGUCAAGAUUUGCUCCUUGAAAUGGAACAUACCGUUGCCACACUACGAAGCGCAAAUGCAGAUGGGAAUUGGCGGGCACUAGAUCUUAAAAAUGGAUUCCGAGAAGGGUGGAUAUUCUCCCGAGCGAUUCAAGAAGGGCUCUAUCGUUUCCUCAGCAAAGAACUCACAGGUGUCAAAAAGCUUAUUGAGAAUGGAGGUAUUGGCAGACUACCACUUGAUAUUGCCCUCCGGCCUAAGUCCAGCCAUCAUUCAAGAGGGAGCGACCCUCGCAUAAUCCGAUUACUUCUCGACCAGGGUGCUGACCCGAAUCAACAGUGGGAAGGCGUCAUAACCUGGGGGCUAUAUCUCUCGAACGCGGCGAGAGAGCUAUCUGCAGCAAGACGUCGCAAUAAUUUCGUUAUUGUUGAAAUGCUUCUCAUGCAUGGAGCAGAUCUCAGUCUUCGUGACGGGUUUUUUGAAUUCGUCAGAAGCUGUACGCCGGUGGAAGCUGAUCGUUUGAAUGACCUGAAGUUUCGAGCUAAUAUCCAAGAUCAACAACGUACGUCUGACAUAGAAGCUACCUGA